AUGAACUACCACGCCGUCCACCACAUGCACCCGCGCGUCCCCUUCCACCAGCUGCGCCGCGCAUUCGACGCGACGCGGCGAGAGCUCAGGCACGUCGAGGAGCGCGGGGGAACGACGAGACACAAAUGGGACAAGCGUCAGCGGAUCAAGGAUCAGCACGGCGAGCGUGAGAUACAAUUCGCCGACGUGGAUGAUCACAACGUGGUGACAAAGACCGUCAUGGGAGCGCGGGUGCGGCAGCAGGCGGGGGUGCCACACGGAGCGCACCACGAGAGGAUCAUGCGGGGAGAGGCGGGGAGAGAGACCCCGGGCGCCGCCACGAGGAGCGAACUCAGGGGCUGCCUCGUAUGUAAGGCCGCGAGGGACGCGGCGAGGAGGGCGGCACUAAAGCGGGACCCGCUGUGCCCGAUCGUGCGGAAAGCCGCGCAGCAAUGGACCGAGGAAGAUGAGAACCCGCCUAGAGCGACAAUGGCGCACUUGCUUAGCGGCGCCUGCCCGGGGAAUAGGGAGCAGGCCAGACGGAUACGCUGA
Messenger RNA from Emiliania huxleyi CCMP1516, 531 nucleotides. RefSeq lists its product as hypothetical. The transcript is spliced from 3 exons. NCBI's taxonomy places the organism in Eukaryota, Haptophyta, Isochrysidales, Noelaerhabdaceae. The record is from RefSeq and is a predicted model, not a curated record. Bases 1 to 531 code for a protein of 176 amino acids.